CGAUCACUGUCGUUCAGCUUUCUAGAUAUGAGAGAAAUGACAAGGACCACCCUCGUCAAUCGGAAUUGAUCUCAACGUGCCUUGCACUUUCUGAGCCACAGCCGCCUCGAUGGACGCGUUGGUCCUAUCCGAGGCCAACGCUCAAGGGGCAGCCGAUCGUGCUUCUCAGGAUGAGCCUCCCCUCGAUCACAGUACGACAGGCGAAGGCGAAAACAAGUUUCAAAGGGCUAUCUCAGCAUGGCGCAGUAUGUAAAUUCCUGGCUAACACCCGCUGCCACAAUUCUCUGUACUGACCAUGCAGACAUCGACCUCAGCGCCUUGAUGCCCAAGUUGGACUCAACUGCCUCGGACCUCGUCGCCCAACAGCGGGAUGCACUGCUGGAACGCAAGGAGUUGGCUCAGAAGACAAAGGAUUUCCGGAAGUUGGAAGACUCCGCCAAACUGACAGAAUACAAAACUCUAUUAAAAUCAUAUCAAACGUUCAUCGACUUGAUCACCACCCACGGCAAGACCUCCUCGUCAGCAUUCCUUCAGGUCUACCAAUCUUUGUCGGACGCACCAGACCCAUUUCCUCUAUUGGAAGCAUCAGUAGACUCCCUCGUGGCCUCUGAGGACACGGUGCCAAAACUCACGACCGAAAACCAACAACUCUUGACCACCGUGAACAAGCUGAGCGCUCAGCUGGAAGAAACCGAGAAGAGACUCCAGGAUGAAUGUAAAGCGAGAAGAGACGCAGAAACCGGCACAGGCUCUCGUGUCCAAGAGAUUGAGGCCAAGUGGGAGAAAGUCCUUGAGGAAAAACAGAGUAAUUGGGCUGCCAAAGAGCAAGCGCUCGAGGAGAAGGUGGAGAACCAAGACAGGUUGUUGAAGGAACUCAAAGCCAGCUAUGAAGUGUCUCAACGACUCAACGACGGCUCGGCCGAGCAAGCGUCUUCGAAGGCCGCCCACGCCGAGCUCGAAAUGACCACUUUGGAGCUGGAAAAAACAAGUGCACGGAUGGCCGAGCUUGAGGCGAGGAACGAACAAUUGAGUGUGGAGUUGGCUCGAGCCACUUCUCAAUCAGCAAGGAGCCAUGAGGUUGAGGACGAUCCGGCGUUCCUGAGAUUGCAGUCGGAGAAUUCGUCGCUGCUGAGGAAGAUCGACUCGACCCGGUUCGAACGUGACACGGAAAAGAGAGAGCUUGACAAUAAAAUCCGGCAUGCAGAGAGGCAACGAGACCAGUUGUCCAGCGAAAACGAGGAGUUGAGGGCAAAGGUUCACCAGUGGUCGGAUUACGAAGAUUUGAAGCGGGAGCUUGAUACGUUAAGAUCGAUUGAGCUUUCAAUCGGGGAUGAAGAAGAUGGCGAUGAAGCGAACGCCAAUGGAGCAGCAGACACAGGCUCCAAGCAGUCUCUUGAACAACUUUUGCUGGCGCGGAACAAAAAAUUGAGCAAUGAACUCACUUUGUUGCGAGUAUCUCAUCAAGACAUUCAACAACAACUAGAAGAUCUGCAAGAGGAAUUGUCGCGAACGAAUGCCGAGCUGGAAAAAUCUCAAAAACUAUCUUCGACGUUGGAAAAUGACUUGGUCCGGAUACAGGAAGAAGCAGCCAACGUGCUCCCAUCCUCGGGCAUGUCGGUGGCAGGGACAUACAUCUCUCGACAUCCAACAGGAUCUCUUCGCCGCGGACGGGGCUCGCCGACAUCGUCCAUCAUCUCAGGCUAUGACACUCUGGCACGGUCCAACACUCUGGAAUCGUUGCGGGCAGGCGAGCCUGUCGGAGGGGGUUCUGGAAUCUUGCCCAUGAUCCAGGCUCAACGAGAUCGAUUCAAACAGAAGAAUCAACAACUCGAGGAAGAACUCUCCAAAACUUAUGCGACGGUGACAUCACUACGGCAAGAGGUUGCUUCGUUGCAAAAGGACAAUUUGAAUCUGUACGAGAAGUCGCGGUACGUGUCGGCAUACAGCAGAGGGCCGACCACAUCAUCGGCCAACUCGUACUCAAGAGGGACGGGACACACCUCUGUCAUGUCGACGGACGAGGAUGGAACGAAUGACCGGUGGAAGGCUCAGUACGAGGCCAACAUUUCGCCUUUUGCGGCAUUCAGGGGCAGGGAAACGGCUCGAGCGUUCAAACGGAUGAGUCUACCUGAAAGAAUGAUUUUCUCGUUGACGAGGAUCGUGCUUUCGACACGGACAUCGAGGAACCUGUUUGCGGGAUACUGCCUCGCCCUGCACAUCUUGGUGUUUCUGAUGUUGUACUGGAUGGGAUCUACGGACGUAGAAAGACACGCUCCUCAUCUCGGGGAAGCGGUAGCAGCAGUUGCCGGUGCUGGUGGCGCAGGUUCACAGUCCCCUGAAUGGCAUGAGGAAGACUUUGGGUAGACCUGGUCAUGACUUGAGUCUUGGAGCAAGACUGUUGAUGCAGUAUAGAAAUGUAUAGAAAAGCCCAAGAAUGCGAACUGGAGUCUCAAGGCC
This is a messenger RNA of Exophiala mesophila, 2457 nucleotides long. RefSeq lists its product as hypothetical. The coding region runs from base 238 to 2364 and encodes 708 amino acids. The transcript has 2 exons. Gene Ontology annotation, cellular component: Golgi membrane. The record is from RefSeq and is a predicted model, not a curated record. Gene Ontology annotation, biological process: intra-Golgi vesicle-mediated transport. NCBI's taxonomy places the organism in Eukaryota, Fungi, Ascomycota, Eurotiomycetes, Chaetothyriales, Herpotrichiellaceae.